CAUGUAAAUUAUGUGAAUGUAUGUAUCUGUGUUAAAACAAAAAAAUAAAUAAAUUGCUAUGCGUAGAAGCAAGUGGAAAUCAAAGAAAUUCCAAAGUACGAUUUUUCAUAAUUUAAUUCACAGCUAAACUAAAGUCUUCUACAUGUAUAUAUAUGUACAUAUACGUGUAUGUUUCUGGCGUUUCGUGCGCCUGUAAGUGCGUGUGUGUGUGCACGUGCGCGUACCGCUACCGUAAACAGCGGUGAUCAGCGAUCAGCAGCAGCAGCAUCUGCGAUUCAAAGAAUAUAUAAUAAGAAGAAUACACAGAACUUUGCAAAAGAGAGUGAAUUUUGAAUUGAACACAAUAACUUAGUUAAAAUUCAGCUCUAAAAUAAUACUGUCAAAACAAAACAACUCAGUAAAUAAAUAAACAAACAACGCUCAACGGAAAACCAACAUUGAAUUAAUUAAAAGCACACAGUCGACCAAAGAAGCAGCAAAAUUCAACGAAAGUUAUUAUGAAAGUGCAUACAACAGCGAGUCAAUUGCAGUUUUUAAUAUUACAAACUAAAGUAAAAGUCAAAACAAAAACGUUGCGGCAACAAAAACAACAAGCAAAACAGCCACAGCAGCGGUUAAUUAAAGUGUUGAAGCAACAGCGGCAACAACAGCAAAAGCACUUGUUAAAACAAACUCGAAAUUUCGUUUGGACAACUGCAGCAUUAGCACCCAACGAUCAACCACAAAAACAACAGCAAUAUCAACGCAACAACGAAGGUGAGCAUUCCUUGCUGCGCACAAAGCAAGUUCCAUUACAAACGCAGCACGGCACAUUGGCUUAUAUAGCGCUGGCCGAUACGCUAUCGUUGUUGCUGUUGCAGCUGUUAGAGUCAACGUGGCUGGUUAACAACGCAGUGCCGGAAAAUAAAUCAAAAUUAAACUCUUUAAGACGGAGGGACUAACAUUCGCAUUGCUGGCGGGCCCCAUGGGCCAGGCUGCAAGUAUGUGCCGAUUUCGUGGAUGUCGCUACAAAAAGAAUAAGACAAAUAAGAAUACAACGGGAACAGCAACAACAACAACGACAACAGCAAAUAGCGCCACAACAGCUGCAACGGCCGCUACAACACCAACAAAUACGGCGAACAGUUCGCCGGUAUCAGGCCUACAGCUGCGUAGCAUUGAGGAGCCGAGUGCGCAGUGCCACCAAACACAAACACAUCAUUACCAUCACACCGGUCGUAUGCCAGCGGCGGAGCAGGGGGGCACAGGGUGCGUCAGCUUUGAAAACGCCAAUGCGUUAAAUCAGCGUACCGGUGUCCCCCUGCAACUGCAAACUACACAAAAUCAAUACCAUCAUCACCAACAGCAACAACAAAACCCGCACACCAUGCAACAUACCACACAAAAGGGCUACGAUGCCGAACAGGCGCGCAUGGAGGCGUGGAUGGAUGAGAAUCAAGAAUUUGUACAGGAUUAUUUCAUAAGAAAAGCCACACGUCAGGUAGUUGAUGCUUGGCUCGUUUCACAUGCCACUACAGCUGGCAAUGAUGUCUCGCUGACUGGCUCACCUACACAUACAAAUGGACAGAGUUGCUCAUCACGAGGUGGAUCGGGAGCCACAACGCCGGUGAGAAAAAUAUCAGCACAUGAAUUUGAACGCGGCGGUCUGCUGAAGCCAAUUGUCAACACCAUUGACGGUACACCGACAUUCUUAAGUGUAGGCACACAAAAUGAUUGCUCAACAAACAGCAGCAAUAUGGGCGGCAUUGGCGGUGGGAGUAAUGGCAAUAACAUUGGCGCUGGCAAUGGCAACUAUAAUGCUGCCAAUGGCACGAGCACUCUCGGUGCUCAUCACUAUCAUCAUCAUCAUCAUGGACAGACGGCGCACAGUUUCGGCACAAUGGGCUAUUAUCGGCCGCAACGUUUGUCACGCAACGAAUUGAAGGCGUUGGAUGAGAAAGAGCUCAUUUUUGAACUGGUAAAGGAUAUCUGCAACGAACUGGAAGUGCGUACAUUGUGCCAUAAAAUCCUGCAGAAUGUAUCAAUUUUGCUGAAUGCAGACCGUGGCUCAUUGUUUCUGGUGCAGGGCCGUUGCAAUACCGCAAAUGAUGGACCAAAGAAAUGUCUCGUAUCUAAAUUGUUCGACGUUUGUCCACGCAGCACCGUGGAAGAAAUGGAACAGCAAGAGGAAGUACGCGUUGCUUGGGGUUCGGGCAUUGCUGGUCAUGUGGCCGAGAGCGGUGAACCAGUUAAUAUACCAGAUGCAUAUCAGGACGAGCGCUUCAAUGGCGAAAUUGACAGCAUAACCGGCUAUCGAACGAAGGCGCUGCUCUGUAUGCCCAUUAAGGAUUCAUCGGGCGAUGUCAUCGGUGUGGCGCAGGUCAUUAAUAAAUUAAAUGGUGAAUGCUUCACUGAGGCCGAUGAGAAGGUGUUUGCCUCUUACCUGCAAUUCUGCGGCAUCGGUUUGCGUAACGCUCAACUUUACGAGAAAUCCCAACUGGAAAUCAAACGCAAUCAGGUCUUGCUCGAUUUGGCGCGUAUGAUCUUCGAGGAGCAGAGCACCAUUGAGCAUAUGGUAUUCCGUAUACUAACACACAUGCAAAGUCUCAUACAGUGUCAGCGUGUGCAGAUCUUGUUGUUGCACGAGGCUUCGAAGGGCAGCUUCUCGCGUGUGUUCGAUUUCGAAGCGAAUGAUCUCAGUGAAGAGGAGAAUACGUCACGUACGAGUCCGCAUGAGUCACGAUUCCCCAUCAAUGUGGGCAUCACCGGCUAUGUGGCCACAACUGGUGAGACUGUGAACAUACCAAAUGCUUACGAAGAUGAUCGCUUCGACGCCAAUGUCGAUAUCGAGGGCAACUUCAAGCACAAGUCCAUAUUAUGUAUGGCAAUCAAAAAUUCACUGGGUCAAAUAAUUGGUGUCAUACAGCUGAUCAACAAAUUUGAUGAUCUGAACUUUACCAAAAACGACGAGAACUUCGUCGAGGCUUUCGCAAUCUUCUGCGGCAUGGGCAUACACAAUACACACAUGUACGAGAAGGCGAUCGUGGCGAUGGCCAAGCAGAGCGUCACAUUGGAGGUGUUGAGCUAUCAUGCCUCGGCAACGAUUGAUGAGGCGCAUCGAUUGAGGCGUUUACGUGUGCCAUCGGCUGCGCAUUUUCGCUUGCACGAUUUUCGCUUUGAUGAUAUACAUUUUGAAGACGAUGAUACAUUGAAGGCCUGCCUGCGCAUGUUCCUCGAUCUGGACUUUGUCGAGCGCUUUCACAUUGACUACGAGGUGCUUUGCCGUUGGUUGCUGAGUGUCAAGAAGAAUUAUCGCAAUGUUACUUAUCACAAUUGGCGACAUGCCUUCAAUGUGGCACAAAUGAUGUUCGCCAUACUAACGAUUUCCCAUAAUGGACAGGCGACGCAAUGGUGGAAGAUUUUCGGUGAGAUCGAGUGCUUAGCAUUGAUUAUCGGUUGCUUGUGUCACGACUUGGAUCAUCGGGGGACUAAUAACUCCUUCCAGAUUAAAGCCUCCUCACCUUUGGCUCAACUAUAUUCGACAUCCACCAUGGAACAUCAUCAUUUCGAUCAGUGUUUGAUGAUUUUGAAUAGUCCUGGAAACCAGAUUCUGGCAAACUUGUCAUCAGAUGAUUACUGUCGCGUUAUACGCGUUUUGGAGGAUGCCAUAUUAUCGACGGAUUUGGCGGUGUAUUUUAGAAAGCGUGGCCCCUUCCUGCAAUCUGUGAAGGAGCAGCCCCUGAGCUAUUGGGAGGCUGACGAACCGCGCGCUUUACUGCGUGCUAUGAGCAUGACUGUCUGUGAUUUGUCGGCUAUUACAAAGCCGUGGGAUAUUGAGAAGCGUGUAGCCGAUUUGGUGAGUUCGGAAUUCUUCGAACAGGGCGAUAUGGAGAAACAGGAAUUGAACAUAAUGCCCAUUGAUAUCAUGAAUCGCGAGAAGGAAGAUGAAUUACCAAUGAUGCAAGUCAACUUUAUUGAAUCCAUUUGCUUGCCAAUUUACGAGGCUUUUGCUGAUCUCUCCGACAAAUUGGAGCCACUGGUCGAGGGUGUACGGGAGAAUCGAGAACAUUGGAUCGAGCUGGCGCAACAAGUGCAAAAUAAAGAGAAUGCAGCCAGUAAUACAAAUGGCUGCGCAGACACGACCAAGCAGAAUGGUUGCAUUUCGGAUGGACGCAGCGAUUUGACUGAUGAGAUCGGCACGACGAACACAACGAAUUGUGACAGCAACGCCGACGAUGGCAUAUCAACAGGCGCCGAGUGCGAAAUCGACGAGCAGAGUGAUAGCAAGAAUCGAAAAGAAAUUAACAAUUGCAACAACGAUAACGAUGAUAAUGAUGAAGACGACGCGCACUUGUGCGCCGAAGAGGAGGAAGCCGCCAUCGAAGCGGAUGACGACGACUCGGAUGUGGAGGCGUCGCGUCAUUCCAAUGGCUGUUUCUCCUCCGGCUCGAGUGGUUUGAGUACACCACCGCCCACAGGCGAGGACGACAGCCUACCCACUUCGCCGGCCAAAACGACACAGGCGAAACUUAUCGCGGCAAAUCUGAAUAGUCUUAAUCAGCGUACGCUCAAAUCGACACGCAACUGUUGUCGCAGUUGUGAAUAUGUGCGCUGCAGCGGCAAUAUGCGCAAGGCCUCCUCGCUCAAGGGCGCCAGAGAGUUGCAGCAACAGCUGAAUACACAAAAUGGCGGCAGUUGCGGUUACUACAGUCGCAGUGCACCCUCAGUGAGCAGUUGUGGUGUGACGAGCUCUGCUGCCAGCUUACAAAAACAACAAAAUCACAGUGACAGCCAGCCCAACCAGCUGCAGCAUCACCAUCACCAUCACCAUCAUCGCCAUCACAGUCAUCAGCAUCAUCAUCAUCACCACCACCACAACAACAAUAAACAUGCGGCACAUAGUGGCAAUGGCGCCACUGGCAAUACGUCAAGCGGCGCCGAAAGUGAUCGGAUACCGAAAAUUGUGGGUAAACUGGGCAACAUUGAUAGCUUGCAAUAUCUGGCUAGUGGUGGCAACGGCGCCAGUGAUGCGCUGCUGCACGCAAAUGCCGGCAAGGGCACACCAAACGGCAUCGCGUUCACACCAAAUGGCCAUGUCACCUAUUUUGCCGCCAGCGAUGUGCCCACACUGGUCGUUUCGCCGACGGCGGCGCCCACAACAACAACAGCAGCGACGACGGCGACAAGCGCUUGUGAUAAAUGAAGUGUUUAAGCGAAGUGCGUGUGAGAGCUUUGUGCGCUCACAUGGCAGUGUUGUAUUUAGUAUAUGUACAUAUGUAUCUGUGUAUGUGCUUGCAAUGGCUUAAAGUGCGUAUGGCUGUAGUGAAGGUGCGGCGUGUGCUGCUAUCUGUGGCUCAAACGCGUGCACUUACGGUACAGCUAAAGCAAAUGCGUAAAUUACAGUUUUGUUUAAAUGUAAUUAUUGAUUGUACAGCACAUAUUUCGCUCUGCGUCUGUGUGUAUUAUGUAACUAUAUUGGGAACUGUUUGAAGUUUGAAGUGGCGGUUAAAGGGAGAGUUUAUGAAAAUUUACAUUUGUUUGGUUUGAUUUUUUGUGACAACAGGCUAAAUAAGAUUAAACACCUCAAAAAACUUGUAACAAGUUUUUAUAUAUUUACAUUAGGGUGUUACAGAAUUUUGCUAAGUUGUUUUUAGUGCGACUUUUUCUCAUUCAGUUGUCUAUAAAUGAUGGUUAUGCUAUAUGUUAUAAAAAAGUUGAUUUCAAAUUUAAUAUAUAUCAUAUUUUAUGGCUCAGAAAAAAUGUUUUGAAGAAAAAAUUUCAGUCAGGUCGGUGUAGAGUCCUAAAAAGAGGUAUAAUUUCGACAAUUUAUUGUUGGUGUAAGAAAGGAGAGAUAGUAUAUUUCUCUUAGGGUCUUUCAAACAUGUAUUUGAGUUUUUUGCAGAAAUAUUUGUUGACUUUUAGAUACAAAAUGGCGACAAUUUUCCGAAUCACCUUUUCCAAGAGAGAAUCUGAGGUCAACGGUAGCUCUAAGGACUCGUGCUAUUUCAAACAUAAUAAAAAGUAGAUCUUAAUCUGAAAAAAAUAUGGGGAAUUAUGUGUUUUCAGUUUUACGUAAUUUUUUUCGAAAAAUGCUGAACUAGGAAAAAAAAUUUAACAUUUUUGAAUGAAAAAAAUAGCAAAUUGUAAUUUUAGAAAAUCUAUGACAUUUUUACUAAAAAUUGUACUAUGAGGUUCCAGUUAAAAUUUCUGGAUGAAACAUGCAGUAGUCUACAUGUCCCACCUCGCCAUAUUAAAAAAAAAAAACAGUUUCAAACAAAAAGCGCUUAGAGGCUGGAAUGUGCUGAAACUGGCUGACCUGAACUCCGAUUGGAGCUGAUUAAAGAAGGCAAUAAUUCGUUUUUUUACUAUUCUACCAAUUAAAUACUGUUUUAAGUAGUCUACAGUACACUUUAUAAGUCAAAAUAAAAAUUUAAAUUUUUCGAAAAUCUCAAGUAGUUAUCGAAAAUUCUAUAGUGUCCUAACCUUACUUAAAACCGAAAUUCGAAAUUCAAAUUGAAAAAUUUUUAAUGUGAGCUAAGCAUAAAUUUGCUUAAUUUUUUUUUGAAAAAAA
Messenger RNA from Bactrocera tryoni, 6550 nucleotides. RefSeq names its product dual 3',5'-cyclic-AMP and -GMP phosphodiesterase 11 (gene Pde11). Gene Ontology annotation, biological process: signal transduction. The record is from RefSeq and is a predicted model, not a curated record. Lineage: Eukaryota; Metazoa; Arthropoda; Insecta; Diptera; Tephritidae. The transcript has 18 exons. The coding region runs from base 965 to 5182 and encodes 1405 amino acids. Gene Ontology annotation, molecular function: 3',5'-cyclic-GMP phosphodiesterase activity; 3',5'-cyclic-AMP phosphodiesterase activity; protein binding.